Dama dama (fallow deer) is the source of this 554-nucleotide messenger RNA. Its product is annotated as anaphase-promoting complex subunit 15-like. Gene Ontology annotation, cellular component: anaphase-promoting complex. Gene Ontology annotation, biological process: regulation of mitotic cell cycle spindle assembly checkpoint. The record is from RefSeq and is a predicted model, not a curated record. The coding region runs from base 1 to 417 and encodes 138 amino acids. The transcript is spliced from 2 exons. NCBI's taxonomy places the organism in Eukaryota, Metazoa, Chordata, Mammalia, Artiodactyla, Cervidae.
AUGGGAGCCAAUCGUUGCCUUUGCUGGGCCUCAGUUUUCCUUCUAGGAGCCAGGCCCACCUUGUUCCCCUCACUCUUCCCCCGUGUGACUGAGACACUGUGGUUUAAUCUGGAUGGACCCUGUGUGGAGGAGACAGAGCUGCAGCAGCAAGAACAGCAGCAUCAGGCCUGGCUCCAGAGCAUUGCAGAGAAAGACAACAACCUGGUACCUAUUGGCAAGCCGGCCUCAGAGCACUAUGACGACGAGAAAGAGGAAGAUGAAGAUGACGACGAGGAUAGUGAAGAGGACUCAGAGGAUGACGAGGACAUGCAGGACAUGGAUGAGAUGAAUGACUACAAUGAGUCACCUGAUGAUGGAGAGGUCAAUGAGGUGGACAUGGAAGGCAACGAACAGGAUCAGGACCAGUGGAUGAUCUAGGUAGACAAGAAAGGGGGUCCAAGGAUGGCCCUGGACCUCCUGUAGAACCAGCUGAUCACCCACCCCCAUGCCCCACCCCAGUGCCUGAAUGCUCAUCCUCGGGCACUUCCUCAGCUGCUGCCAGGACCUGAUCUUGG